Messenger RNA from Symbiodinium sp. CCMP2456, 457 nucleotides. The record is from the annotation of a GenBank genome assembly. Lineage: Eukaryota; Dinophyceae; Suessiales; Symbiodiniaceae.
GCAUCUGGGGCAUUUGGUUCAUCACCCGGCGCCGCCGCUUUUCAACUGCCAUGCUGGUCUGUGGAACUUCCGAAAGGCGUGGUCACAAGAAAAGAAGGACUGGUGUUGCGACCGGGAGCAUCUGGGUUGCGAAUCCGAGCCUGAUGUGGUGAUCCUUCCGGCAACUAACAAGCCGGUCGCAAAGUGCCAAGGCUUUGAGACGCAGAAAGAGUCCUGCCACAACACGCCCUGUGAGGAGACGUGUGAUCCCGUGCAUUGCGAGUUCAGCGACUGGUCGUCGUGGGAGAACCUCGGCGGAUGCUUCGGCCUCUGCCAGCGGGAGAGGCGAAUAGUGCAGGCCAAUAACAUCUGUGGAAGGCCCUGCAGCGGACCCAAAGUGGUCACGAAAGCCGGUGGGCAUCUUUGCGUGCCCGAUGAUAGGUGUAGCAUGCUGGGGAACGUCGACUGCCAGUGGACA